GUGCAGCUGGAAAGCACCCGUUCCCCACAACAAUCCGCGUAACUUUGAGCUCUGGCUUCGUCUUCUGUCUAAGGCGUGAUCAGUGUGAGGUGUGGUCUGAGUUUCAAAAUCGAGUGAAUUGUGUUGUCGAAGAGUACCAGACUUCUCCCAUCACCUUUAUAAAUUGGGUAUAUAAGCUCCAGAAAGAUGGGAGUGUUAUUGAAGGAAUCCGUUGGCCAUCCAUCUUGCAGUCUCAUUGCAGCAGCGAGCCAUUGUCAGUCCUUGUUUUCUUUGAAGCUGCUCGAUCAGAUCAGAAACUACCAGCCAUGAUCUCACUAGAAGGGAAAUAUGUUUGGAACUCCGCAGCGAAUGACCACCCAGAGUACCCCAGGGCCAGUUUGGAAAUCCUUAGCCCGCAAACACUGGAUGAGUACAGAAUACCUUAUUACUGGGACAAUCCGAAGCCUGGGAGACAUUAUUAUUGCACAAAAUCUUACUGAACUCGACCUAAAGAUACUUUACGAACAUACCGAGCGACUACGUGCCAUGGAAAAAACUGAUAUAUUAAUUCAACGGCCCGAAACUGUCGAGGAUCCAUACUACAUUCCACCAUUAUAUGUCCUCGAGGCUGCAAAAUCUCAGGCCGAGGUUGAAGAAACCGAACCGGAGAGCCAUCAUAUAGGUCAGGGAGAAGGCAUACCCAAAGCCUCAGCAGGAGUCAAGCAGCCCAUAUUCAAGUGGCCGAUCAAGGAAAAUAUCGACGAUAAGUCAGUUGAUGGCUCUCCGCACGCAAUCAGAACUGAGGUAUCUUCAGAACACAAACCAAUGCCGAAGCAGCAAAUGAAAGCUUUACUGGCGCAUUUGCACUAUAAACUUAUCCAUAUUUCAGGCCCGUUCGUUGCACAACAGUACAAUAACCUGCCAUUGAAAACGAAGUUAGACGUGGAGAAGGAGAUUACCAACCUGCGUGAGCACCACCAUCUUAAUAAGCACAUAUAUAUUCUCCUGGCUUCCUUUGUACGCCACUUGGACCACGUCCUGGGGUGUUUCAUUGACGAAGACUAUGAUUGUAUCGUUAAAGGGAAGGUUUGGGCAGCAACGCACGCUUUAAUUCAGACAUUCAAGUCUCCUUACAAGGAUUUCUUCUCAUUUCAUUGCAGCGUCUUUGCCAUUCCGCUUCAUACCAUCACAGAUCGGAUCCAGAAACUACGUGAUGGAUUAUUUGGCGCCGAGCAAUUCUAUAUCCCACGUUCCUUAGAGAAGGUGUUCCUUGAGACUGUGCUACUUCUUGUAAAUACAUCUCAAGAGGCCUCCAGGCUUAUGUGCAAAAUCGACCAAGAAGGUGGUGACAGCAGUUCAAUGCCGUCUAGCCCUGUAAACGAAGAGCCGCCAGAUCAACAAUCGACUUCGGCUCCAUCGCAAACAGGGACGGUUCCUUUCCAAGAGCGGGGGACACAGACAGAGUCAUUUCGUGUGGAUGUCGAGGAAGAAGACACCCAGGACAGUGAAGGCAACCGCUCUACAAAAUCUACACCUUCGACGAGCAGCCUACGACUUCAUAAUCCCGAAAAGGCUUUUUUGAGAGAAAUGUGCCUCCAGGUCAAUCUAAUUCUUGGGUAUCUCGAUGGCGCACAAGCCGAAUGCUGCGCAAUGUUCAGCCUAAAAAACGAAGAAGAACCUUUCUAUAACGGGAUAGACCGUGGAAAGAUUAUCGCUCUUGUGCUGCAGUCCGUGCUGCAGGGCCAUUCAACAUGUGAAUCCAUACCAAAAUUGGAUAUUGAAGAGAUCUAUGCGACAUACACCACUCACUUGCAACUCAAAGCACGGAGUACACCUAGCAAAAGCUUACUCGUGGACGUGAACCUACUACGCGAAGAGCUGGCGAUAAUCAUCGAGAAUAUCUCUAGUCAGCUGUCCGUAAUAAAAGGCCUAUGCAAGUCCAGGUAUGUCUCUCUUAAGUAUGGUGGAAGUGACACAGGGUCCGAUUCUGAGAGCGAUAUGACGCUAUUCGAAUUGCUGUUUUCUGCUACUUUUGAUGGCGAUGCAGUGCCUAACGUGUCGACUCGGAACACCCUCAAAGAAAUAAAAAACGACCUACAGGAUAGACUGGAUGUAUUCAAGGAGUUAAUGCAGCGCACGAAGGAUCUAGAAAAACAGAUAUGCCAACGCGUAGAGAUCAUCCAAGAAGACCAUGGAAAAGCGAUCCUCGUCUUCACCAUUGUCGCAACAAUCUUCCUACCCCUCUCGUUUGUCUCGAGCUACCUCGGCAUGAACACAGCGGAUAUCCGAGACAUGGAACCAAGUCAAGCGCUUUUUUGGGAGGUAGCUGCUCCGUUCACGGCUGCUGUGGUGGUUGCUGUCCUCAUGGUUGUAUACAACGUGAAUCGUAUUAUAGGAUGGAUACCUAGGGCGACUGGCACUACAUAGCAUUCUUCUAGCCACACAACGAUGGUGUUAGGAAGGGGAAUACAAUGCAUCUUAUAUUACAUAGUGAGGUGUUUGGCUAUGGGCGUAGGAAAUAACGUCCCAUCUCAAAUUAAAGUCCAUGAUCUCCAUACUAUUGCUCCCUUAGACUGAAAAUAAUAUUAACAGCUUGGGUGAGCUCAUGUCAGAAUUAGAAACUUGCCACUUUAGCGACUGUAUUCGAUCGUCAAGAUGUCCGAGCAUUUGCUAUUAAGAAGAGAGCGACACAACCUGAGUGCCA
Molecule: messenger RNA, 2683 nt
Organism: Aspergillus ruber CBS 135680
Lineage: Eukaryota; Fungi; Ascomycota; Eurotiomycetes; Eurotiales; Aspergillaceae
Exons: 6
Coding region: 328-2406 (692 amino acids)
Biological process (GO): transmembrane transport; metal ion transport
Cellular component (GO): membrane
Molecular function (GO): magnesium ion binding; cobalt ion binding; magnesium ion transmembrane transporter activity
Source: RefSeq, a predicted model, not a curated record